Molecule: messenger RNA, 7630 nt
Organism: Neofelis nebulosa (Clouded leopard)
Lineage: Eukaryota; Metazoa; Chordata; Mammalia; Carnivora; Felidae
Gene: SCAF11
Product: SR-related CTD associated factor 11
Exons: 16
Coding region: 217-4599 (1460 amino acids)
Biological process (GO): spliceosomal complex assembly
Molecular function (GO): RNA binding
Source: RefSeq, a predicted model, not a curated record
CCGGCGCUCCAGCGGCCCCCGGAACAACUCAAAGCGGACGAAGGAGUCCAUGUUGGGGAACUUGGCGUCGUGACGGGGACCUAGGGACCUGCAGUGGGGCCGCCGCCGCCGCCGGAGCAAGCGCCUCGACCUCGGCCUGAGAAUCAUUUGAUGGAAAACUGAUUGCAUAACUGCUUGACCUGAAGAAUUUUAAAGGAUACCCUUUUUCAAGGAGAAAUGAAGAAGAAAACUGUAUAUACCCUAAAUGUGGGAGAUCAGGAGUAUGAAGACAUGGAAGGUGAAGAAAACAAAGAUAAUACUGCUACCACUGGUCUGUUGUACAGUGAAGCUGACAGAUGUCCUAUAUGUCUUAAUUGCCUAUUAGAGAAAGAAGUUGGUUUUCCAGAAAGCUGUAAUCAUGUCUUUUGCAUGACCUGUAUUCUUAAAUGGGCAGAGGUACUGGCUUCAUGUCCUGUUGAUCGAAAACCAUUUCAAGCAGUGUUUAAAUUGAGUGCAUUGGAAGGUUGUGUUAAGGUUCAAGUAAAAAGACAGUUGAGAGAAACUAAAGACAAGAAAAAUGAAAGCUCUUUUAAGAAACCGCUCUUCUAUCGUGAAAAUUCUAAAAGCUGUAUGAGGAGAAAAGUUAUAAAAGAAGAUCUGUUAUGUGCAAAACUUUAUGAUUUGAAGAUGACACACAGAAACCCUACACACAGUGAAAUGGAAGGAAAGAAAAAUGCAGCAAUAAAGAUAAAUAAGCCCCGAAGAUCAAAUCAGUGUACAAGUCAGUGCUUCAGAAAUUUUUUCUCCAAUAUGUUUUCUUCUAGUAAUCACAUUGGAGAAUCUUCUUUUACCUGUAGAACUUACUGUACAGAAUUUAUAGAGGUCAAUGAAAUGAAUACAUUGAUUAGGCAGAAGAGACAGGAAUUGGAAUUGUCAUGGUUUCCUGAUACAUCACCUGGGAUUGGAAGAAUUGGUUUUAGACCCUGGAAUAUUGAAACACAAGUGCUUCCUCUCAUCUCUUCUGUGUUGCCAAGAACUAUUUUUCCAACAAGUACCAUAUCUUUAGAAAAUUUUGGUACCUCUUGCAAGGGAUAUGCAUUAGCACAUACUCAAGAAGGAGAAGAGAAGAAGCAAACUUCUGGUACAUCAAACACCAGAGGAUCAAGACGAAAACCUGCAGCAACAACUCCUACAAGGAGAUCUACACGUAAUACAAGAGCUGAAACAGUCAGUCAAUCCCAGAAAUCCCCAGUAUCAAAUAAUUCUGGGUGUGAUGCCCCAGAUAACAACAAUCCAUCUGUAAGUGUGUCCUCUUCAGCCAUGUCAGAAAAGCAAACAAGACAGGCUCCAAAACGGAAGUCUGUAAGAAGAGGAAGAAAACAACCUUUAUUGAAAAAGAAACUUCGGAGCUCUAUACCUCUCCCUGAAAAAUCAUCUUCCAGUGAUUCAGUAGAUGAAGAAACAGCAGAAUCUGACACACCACCUGUGUUAGAGAAAGAGCACCAAUCAGAUGCAGAAAGUAGUAACAGUUGUACUGUGCCAGCAAGUGUCGAAAAUGAAUCUGCUAAUGGCUUGAGAAGUUGUAAUGAACAGGUAGAAGAAAGUGAGGAACAUACUGAGAACCAUGAUACAGAGGAAGCAGUGGAAUCUUCAUAUUCUGAGUCUCAUACCGAAGAUACUUCUGUACUAGUUGGAGAGGAAGAGGAUAUUCAAAAAGUCGAAAAUACAAGUGUAGAGGCUAAUGUUUUGUGUUUAGAAAGUGAGACUCCUAAAAAUAUUUCUGGAAAAGGAGGUGAUCCAUUGGAAAAUCAAGACCAAACAUCUGGACCUUCAGAAUCAGAGGUAAAAGCAGACAAAUGUACAGAUUAUCCUUCAAAUGAUCUUCCUACAUGUUCAGGAUCUGAAGUUGAAGUAUACCAACCUGUACCAAGCUUAGAUGAGUUACCAGAGAAUUCAGAGUCAGUGGUUAAUGAAGAAAAAGUUAUGGAAAGUCCUAUAGCAGAAAUUGUUGAUCAUAAACAUUCAACAGUAAAAACAGAACAGCUUGUAGAUGGCCCCAAAUUAGAAUCUUCUGAGGGAAGAAUUAUACAAACAGUGAGCAAAAAAUCCAUAGAGGGCUCAGAGGCUCAGUUGCUUGAGCAUGUUGAAACUGAAGAUGUAGAAAUAAUUGCAACAUGUGAUACUUCAGAGAAAGAAAGUUUGAAUAGUAUUCAAGACUCUGAAAAUAAUUUAUUAAAAAAUAAUCUUAACACCAAAUUAGACAAAUCUUUAGAAGAAAAGACUGAAUCUCCUGUUGAACAUUCCAGAUCUACAGAAUUGCCUAACACACACAUUGAACAAAUUCAGAAGCAUUUUAAUGAGGACAACAAUGAAAUGAUACCUAUGGAAUGUGAUUCAUUUUGCAGUGACCAGAAUGAAUCUGAAAUUGAACCUCCUGUAAAUGCUGAUACCACACAAUUGAAUGAAAAUUCUGUGGAGCACAGUUCUCAAAAUAAUAUGCCAUCUUCUGAUCCUGCAAAUGGAAAGGCUGAAACUGUAUCUCGGCCAUCUGAAAGCCCAGUAGAUGUGAUGGAGAAAGCCAAAAAGCCUCGUACCCGAAGAUCUAGAUUUCACUCCCCAUCUACAACUUGGUCUCCCAACAGAGACACUGCACGAGAAAAGAAGCGAUCUCAGUCUCCAUCUCCCAAAAGAGAAACUGGAAAAGAAAGCAGAAAGUCUCGAUCACCAUCUCCCAAGAAAGAAUCUGCAAGAGGACGUAGAAAAUCUCGUUCUCAGUCCCCAAAGCAGGAUAUUGGAAAAGAAAGGAGACGAUCUCAGUCUCGAUCUCCAAAAAGAGAUAGCACGAAGGAAGGCAAAAGAUCUGCAUCACUCUCCCCCAAAAGAGACACUUCGAGAGAAAACAGAAGAUCUCAGUCAAGAGUGAAAGAUUCCUCCCCAAGAGAAAAAUCCAGGUCUCGGAGCAGAGAAAGAGAAAGUGAUAGAGAUGGGUCACGGAGAGAUCGAGAUCGAGAAAGAAGAACCAGGAGAUGGUCUAGGUCCAGAUCUCGUUCGAGGUCACCAUCAAGAUCUAGAACAAAAAUUAAGAGUUCAUCAUUCAGUAGAAAUGACAGAGACACUUACUCUCCUCGGUGGAAGGAAAGAUGGGCAAAUGAUGGUUGGAGAUGUCCACGAGGAAAUGAUCGGUACAGAAAGAAUGAUCCAGAGAAACAGAAUGAAAAUACAAGAAAAGAAAAAAAUGACAUCAGUCCAGAUGCUGAGGAUCCAAAUUCUGCUGACAAACAUAGAAAUGACUGUCCCAGUUGGGUAACGGAAAAAAUAAAUUCUGGGCCUGAUCCAAGGACCAGAAAUCCAGAAAAGUUAAAAGAUUCUCACUGGGAAGAAAACAGAAAUGAAAAUUCAGGGAAUUCUUGGAAUAAAAACUUUGGUUCAGGUUGGAUGUCUAACCGUGGUAGAGGUAACCGUGGCAGAGGCACUUACAGAGGUGGUUUUGCCUAUACAGAUCAGAAUGAAAAUCGGUGGCAAAACCGAAAACCCCUCUCAGGGAAUUCAAAUAGUUCAGGGAAUGAGUCUUUCAAGUUUGUGGAACAGCAACCCUAUAAACGGAAAAAUGAGCAAGAGUUCUCAUUUGAUACACCGGCAGAUAGAUCUGGGUGGACAUCUGCAUCUAGUUGGGCUGUGAGAAAGACUCUACCAGCAGAUGUACAAAACUAUUACUCAAGACGAGGGAGGAAUUCCUCAGGUCCACAAUCUGGAUGGAUGAGACAAGAAGAAGAAGCAACUGAACAAGAUUCUAACCUAAAAGACCAAACAAACCAACAUGGAGAUGGUUCCCAGCUACCUAUAAAUAUGAUGCAACCACAAAUGAAUGUAAUGCAGCAACAAAUGACUGCACAGCAGCCGCCUAUGAAUAUCUUCCCAUAUCCAGUGGGUGUUCACGCUCCUUUGAUGAACAUCCAGCGCAAUCCAUUUAACAUUCAUCCUCCGCUACCCUUGCAUCUGCACACAGGUGUGCCUCUCAUGCAGGUAGCUGCUCCUACAAGUGUAUCUCAGGGACUGCCACCGCCACCACCCCCUCCCCCACCAUCCCAGCAAGUCAGCUACAUUGCUUCACAGCCAGAUGGAAAGCAAUUGCAGGGCGUUCCUAGUGCUUCUCAUGUAAGUAAUAACAUGAGUACACCAGUCUUGCCUGCUCCGACCGCAGCCCCAGGAAAUUUGGGAACAGUUCAGGGACCAAGUUCUGGUAAUACUUCAUCAUCAAGUCACAGCAAAGCCUCUAAUGCUGCUGUAAAAUUGACAGAAAGCAAAGUAAGUGUUACAGUGGAAGCCAGCGCAGAUAGCUCGAAGACAGACAAGAAAUUACAAAUCCAAGAAAAAGCAGCACAGGAGGUAAAAUUGGCCAUUAAGCCAUUUUACCAAAAUAAAGAUAUCACCAAGGAAGAAUAUAAAGAGAUUGUACGGAAAGCAGUAGAUAAAGUUUGUCAUAGUAAAAGUGGAGAAGUAAAUUCUACUAAGGUGGCAAAUCUGGUUAAAGCCUAUGUAGACAAAUACAAAUAUUCACGGAAGGGAAGCCAAAAGAAAACCCUGGAAGAACCUGUGUCCACCGAAAAAAACAUAGGUUGAAAUGGGGAGCACUGUAAAGGACACUAUCAAGAUAUCUGCAAAGUGCAAUUUCAACUUGUACCUUUAACUGAAAAUCAUACAUAACUGUGAUUGAAAUUUGGUUUUGAUAAAAUUAUUUUUUUUAAUGUAGAAUAUAAAGUUUUGUUCUAAAUAAAUAUAGUUCUGCACUGCAACUUCUUUAUCCUUUCCUCCUCCCGAAAAUGAAAGCAAUUCAAGGGAAAGUAAAGGGGUUAAAGGAGUGUGCAUUUUUACUAGGACUCUUAUAGUGUGGAUACUGGAAGAUGUACAGCUUUUUGAUUUGAACAAUGGAGUGCAUAAAUUAGAGUCUUCUAAGUGCACUGGUUUUGGAAAAGAUAUAUAUAAUACAUUUAUUCUGUCAGGCUAAAAAUAAAGUAUGAAUGAUCUUUAUGAUUUUUCCCUUUAUAGAAAGUUAAAUAAUGUAUUACCAUGAAGAAUAUUUCUAAUAACAGAAUAUACCAGUUGCAGGGUUCCUAAUGUGUAUUUUUAAAACACACGUCUGAAUAAAUUGCUUAGAUAGAAAACAGAUUAUCACCUGAGUAAAAUUCAGUGUUCAAAACUUUGGAACACUGUUACUGAAUCACCAAAUAAAGGUUAUGCUGCUUGUUUUUCUUUUGUGCCUUUUUUCCCCACCAAUUGAAAUGAAGCAGUUUGAUUUGCUAGAUUUACAAUUUUGGAAGUCUAAAACUCUUUGUGGAAUUUAGAAGAACAGUUUGGAAAAAGUGUUGACUUUAUAAAAAUUAUGUACUUUCAUGAUAUCUUCUACCUGUCAGAGAAAUGAUAAAUUAUCUGUGCCAACUGGAGAAUUGCAGUUGAGUGGUGACCCUGCCUUCCUUGGGAUGAAGGUAGAAUUAUGAGACGCACUUCAGUGGCUUUCAUUGGCUCAUCUAUCUAAUCACUAAUGAAUUUCUUUUUACACUUGAGAAGUAUCCAAAUGCUUUACAGUGAGUAAAGUGUUAAUUAGGUGACCAUAUGGUGGCCAUUAACCAUGUUGCAAAAUUCUAGACAUUAAAACCUUGGUUUUGGAAAGGGAGAGGACUUAAUGGAGUCUUGGUUAGGCUUUCAGGGACUAGGGAUUUGAUUGUCUUUUUUUUAAAUACUAGAAUAUGUUAAUUUUUACAAAAGGUAAGUUCAGAAGGUUAUAGAGCCACUAUUUUAAUUGGCAUCUUAGAAGAAAAAAAUGGGUUAUCCAUGAUAAACUUUCAUUGCAGUAAUAAUUUUCAAUAGAUACCAAAUAACAAAAGCUAUUCAGAUAAGAUGUUAAUGGCUCAGAAAGAUAUAUGCAUCAGUGAGACAGACUGACCCUUGUAUUAGCUAAACUAGAGAGAGCAAUACUCUGUAGGACUGUGCUUUUCUGAAGUAAAGAUGAUCUGUUUGUCAAGUUUAUGUGCAUAAUACUUUCUUGGUGCUAGCUUUGAUAAGGCAAAUAUUUUGAACUGUUGGCCCCAAUAAUGAUUGUGCUAGUUCAUAAUCUUUACUAGAUUAAGAGUGUAAUUCCAAAAAGUGUUAGAAAUAUUUCCAAGGAGUCUUGAUCUUUAUUCUGCAUUUCUGGGCAUUUGUAAUAUGGUAUUCUACUGAUUUAUAUAUAUAUUUUUAAUUAAAGUUUGUGUUUAGAUAUGAAGGGGAAAGAAGUUUAGAAGUAUAUUUCUUCUAAUAAAAUAUUAAGACUGUUUUAAAUAUCAACACACACCUCCUCAUUUGUUUGUUUUGAACUCUAGAAACAAUUGUGUGAAUUUGCAAUCUGUUUUCAGUUAAAGCUGGUUCACACUGAAAAUUUUGUAGCAAAUUGCCUAAGAUGAUUAAUCACACAGUGCAUACUUUUCCUACAUUUUCUUUCAGUGAUGUUUGGGAAUACAGUUAUAUUUUAAAAUUUGCUUUAUACCAUUUAAAAGUUUUGAAGAAAAACUAGGUGGUAUGAUGGUCAAGUCUCACAUCUUUGGUUGCAGUGCCAUGAAUUAUUUCCACCUGUCUUGAAAAUAACAAGUGUGUAUUCCAUAUCUGCUUGGGGUACUUGGUUAGACUGCAUUUAAAAUGCUAAUGAAGAAUGUUACUGGAUUAGAAUUCAAACUUUUAAAACUUAGAAAUACUUAAGAAUGUAUUAGAAAGUGCAUGCUUUAUGUUAAAAAAAAUGCUUUAACAUUCCCCAUUCUUGCUUUUCUCAGAAAUCUACAUUAAUUUUGCAUGUGCACAAACUGAAUCAAAAACAUUUUGUGGAAUUAUAAAUUUCUUGUUAUUUAUUAAGAUUCAGUAUUAACUUGACCUUUGAAACCUUGGUCCCAUUAACUUACUAGUCACAUUGACCAAUGUUUUAGGCUAUAGUGAUGCCUAGAAUUUUGACUAAAAGUAGUUACUUACUAUUUUAACAUUCCAAAAGUUUUGUGAUUUCUUUUUUUCCUGGUUACCACAUUUUCUCCAUGAUCUUCCAUUAAAUGGCCACAGUGUGUACUGUUUGAACGUUCCAUCCAAAAGAUACAGCUUCAGAAGCACAGUGGUUGCCCCAUGGUCCAUGAGACCUUGUUUGUAGUACAAGGAUGGAGUUCUGUCUACUGAAACAAUACUCUUAAAACAGAAAUGUAGUAUGUAAUAUUUUCUAAUAAAUUCUUUUGAUAAACAAAGAAGUGUCUUUAACAUUUUAUUGUUCUGAUUCCUGGGAAAUGCUGACUUUUGCCUCAUUAUAACUGUUUCCAAAGACAUGUUGAAGUAUUUCUCAGAUUUGUACACAUAACUAGCUAGCAUCAUAAAUUAAUGUCCAAGUUGUAAAGCAAGCUUAGAGUUAGCUAUCAGCAUAUAUUUUAAUAGCAUUUUUUCCUAAUUACAAAAUCAUUGUAGGAAAUUAGAAAAGCUUUAUUUAAAAAAACUUGUAGAAGAAACGGAAAAAUGAGAAAAAUCACCUGUAAUCCUGCCAUUUAAAGGUAACAAUGCCAAUCAAACUGCCCAGAACUGUUGUAACUUACCCAUUUCACUUAAUGAUGUAUUCAGAAGUUUACAUUUUAAUAAAAAUUCUACAGCAUGA